Molecule: messenger RNA, 1308 nt
Organism: Ziziphus jujuba (common jujube)
Lineage: Eukaryota; Viridiplantae; Streptophyta; Magnoliopsida; Rosales; Rhamnaceae
Product: alcohol acyl transferase 1 allele RGb-like
Exons: 2
Coding region: 1-1308 (435 amino acids)
Molecular function (GO): acyltransferase activity, transferring groups other than amino-acyl groups
Source: RefSeq, a predicted model, not a curated record
AUGGCCUCAAAGUGCCUAGAAUUUCAUGUGAAGCGGUGCGAAGCAGAGCUUGUUGUACCCACAAAGCCAACACCCAAUGAACUAAAAUACCUCUCGGAUAUAGAUGACCAGGACUUCUUGAGGUUCCAAGUCCACUUUAUAUGGUAUUACAGAAAUAGCCCUAGCCCAUUAAUGGAAGGUAAAGACCCUGUGAAGGUUAUUAGAGAAGCACUUGGCAAGGCAUUGGUAUUUUACUACCCAUUAGCUGGUAGACUAGUGGAAGGUUAUAACAGGAAGCUUAUUGUGGAUUGCAAUGGGAAAGGGGUUUUGUUCAUUGAAGCUGAUGCAGAUAUCAGUCUUCACCAACUGGGUGACAGAAUUCAACCUCCAUGUCCAUUUAUUGAUCAGGUUCUAUAUGACGUUUUGGGAUCUGAUGGUAUUAUUGAUUGCCCUUUGUUGUUAAUUCAGGUAACUCGUUUGACAUGUGGAGGUUUCAUUUUGGCAUUACGUAUUAAUCACACAACAUGCGAUGCAUUUGGGGUCUUCCAAUUCAUGAACACAUUAGCAGAGAUUGCAAAAGGAGCACAACAACCCUCUAUCCCUCCUGUGUGGGAAAGAGAGCUCUUAUUUGCUAGAAACCCUCCAAGAGUAACUUGUAUACAUUAUGAGUACCAACAACAACAACCUUUAUCAAUUGGUCAGCCAAACUUGGACAAAACCAGCAGUGAUAUCCAAUGCUCCUUCUUCUUUGGUCCAAAGCAGAUAAGGGCCAUUCAAAAACAUCUUUCUUCACAUCUUGUUUCUUACUCUCGAUACGAGUUGCUGACAGCUUUUUCAUGGAGAUGUCAAACACUAGCACUCGAACUCGAUCCUGAAGACGUUGUUCGAGUUUCGAUCAUGGUCAGUGCCAGAGGAAAGAAGUACCAUGGAUUGCAUUUUCCUCAAGGGUACUAUGGCAACAUGUUUUCAUUCCCUGCUGCUGUUUCGAAGGCCGGGGUUUUAUGCGAAAAGCCAUUGGCAUAUGCAGUGGAUUUUAUGGCGAUCCAAGGACGGCCUCCUUAUAAUGCAGUAAGAGGGAAUUUGAUUGUUUCUGAUACUAAAAAUGUUCAUUUAGAUAAUGUGAAUUUUGGGUGGGGUUUGCCACUAUAUGGUGGACUUGCUAAGACCUUCAAUGGGGGUAGCAUUCAUGCGAAGUACAGGAAAAAUGGGGAGGAUGGGAUUUUGGUUUUAAUGUCAUUGCCAUUUUUAGCUAUGAAGAGGUUUCAAGAAGAGGUGGCGAAAGUGAUUGGGGAAGAUAAACCUAUAAUUAAAAUAUUAUCCACACUUUAA